ACUGAAAUAAGUCAAAUUAAUAAUUUCCAUUUCUAUUAAUUCGAUAUCAUUUCCUUCCUGGCUAAGGAAAUUUGCGAAAUUUAAAUUUGUUUUUAGUGGGCUAUACCGAUCCCAUCACCCCUUGCUCGACCUCAAACACAGAGGAAAACAUGGAGCAGGCUCUCCUCUCAGAAGAAAUAAGGAGCGAAAGUGAAGUGAGAGAGAAGGAAAGCGAUAAGUGGAGUUCGUAUCAGUAUGUUGGGAGAACAGGGUCUGUGAUCCCAACUGCGUUCUUGGCGGGAACUGAAGUGAGCGUUGAAGAGAUUCGAUCGGCGGCUUCUUCUGGUCACUACCCGCCUUCCAUCCAUGCGCCUUUGAUCAGCUCACCAGAGCCUGAUCCCAGCGAGCAAGCUAUUAUUUUUCAAGGUCCUUAUGGAGGAGAUUAUGGUGCGUACAGCAAUGAAUUCCAGAGGCAAAUUUUGGAUGAGGUAGAGAUACGGGAAUUGCUUAUUGAUCACGUUGGACAUCGAUGCUGUUGGGGGAGUCGUCCAGCUCGGACUUGGAAAAUUCACACUGUUGAGGAUUGCAAUGUUUAUGUGGGAACUCUAGAGACUUUCAUUGAAGAAAGGGAAGUUAUUAAAGAAACUGAGCCUUACCUUGGAGGCAGUAUUGACAGGAAUAGUAAUCGACCUGAACUUGGCAUUUGGGAAUUGGAUCUAAGAUCCGAAUUCCCUAUUUUAUUUGUACCUCAUAAAGAAAUCCAUGUCAAAGUUCCUCAUAGUGAAACCAUUGAAAAAUGCUCAGGUACUGGACUACUGAUACUGAUAUAACAAGCUCUCUUGAGGUUAAUGUGAAAGAAUAUCAGUACCUAAAAGUUGUUUGAACUUGGUUAUUUGCAUUUCUUUAUAGCUGUUGCUCUUUCUAUUUUCUUUCCCAUUGUACAAAAGCAUCAUGCUUUAUUAAUCAAGCAGGCAGUUCAUGUAGCGGCUAUGGAUGUUGAUGUCCAUUCUAAUUUAGAAUUAGAAAGUAUCUGCAGGUUGUGCAGGACGAGGAGAUAUUUUAUGUGCCUCAUGCAAUGCAGACCAAGAACCUGGAUAUUAUAAGGAAAAUCAGAUGAGUGAGUGCCCUAUUUGCCAUGGAAGGGGUUUGAUUGCUCAUAGAGAUGGAUCUGACACAAUGUGAGAUAUUUCUUCUUUCAUCUCUUAAGUUAUAUGGAAGCCAUUAGUGUUUUGCUGGAAAGUUGGUUCCAUGCUCUAGACUGAAAAUGUAAUUUGUUUUCCAACCAUCCAAUUGUUAGAAACCAUACUGGUAAGAAACUAUUAAAACAUCUGACUUGUUUCUGAAUUUUCAUAUCUUGUCAGAAGGUGGCUUUUUUGUACUAGUAGUACCAUUGAAACGUCUGACUGUUAGACUGUUGGUGUUUGAACUG
Rubroshorea leprosula is the source of this 1408-nucleotide messenger RNA. Lineage: Eukaryota; Viridiplantae; Streptophyta; Magnoliopsida; Malvales; Dipterocarpaceae. The record is from the annotation of a GenBank genome assembly.